Paramecium primaurelia is the source of this 596-nucleotide messenger RNA. Lineage: Eukaryota; Ciliophora; Oligohymenophorea; Peniculida; Parameciidae. The record is from the annotation of a GenBank genome assembly.
AUGGAGAUAUCAAAUAUAAAUGAUUUAUCUGAGCUAAUUAAGGAGAAAUAGAAAGUAUAUACAUUUCGAAAACUUGAAUUAAAAGAUGCUAAAGAUAUCUAAUUGCUUAUGGCUAAGUCAUUCGUUUCUGAUAAUGAAGGCAUGAAAAUAUUAUAAGUAACUGAAGAGGAUCUAAACACAGAGUUCAAUCUUAAAUAAUAGUAAUAUCUUUUUAAGUUAUCAUUAGUUAAUGGAUGAUUUAAGAGAAUUUAUCUUUUGGAGCAUUUCAUGGAAAUUAAUUAGUAUGUGCAUGUUUGACUUAUGAUUUAUCAUCUAAUAAUGACUUAUAUUAUGAAGGACCAGAGCCAUCUGAAGCUAUGUCAGAAAUUUAAGAAUUAGUAGGCUUCUUGCUUGGCGAAUAUGCUUAUACGAAAAGUAUGGAAGAUAAAGAAAUAGCUUAUUUAAGUCAUCUGGCAACCAAGGCUGAUCCAUUUAGCUCUUUCAUGUGCUUAUUUGUCAGUGGAAGAAUGUAGAAAACAAGGUUUCAUAUAAAUGAUUUGCAAAGCCUCACAUAUAGGUACUUAAAAAAGCAUCUCAAAAAUUUUCAAAAAGUAUGA